Linum tenue is the source of this 383-nucleotide messenger RNA. Lineage: Eukaryota; Viridiplantae; Streptophyta; Magnoliopsida; Malpighiales; Linaceae. The record is from the annotation of a GenBank genome assembly.
GCGGUGAAAAAAAAUUCUAUUGGUGAACAAUUAUCAACCAUGAGAAGCUCAUCAUCCGCAUUCGCCUUAGUUCUCCUACUCAUUUGUCUCAUCCACGGGAACGAGGUCGUGGCAGAAAGUUAUACGAAGCUCUGCCAUUUUACUUAUGUCAAAGCGAGCAGCCUGAACGGGUGCACUCGCCGAUCAUGCAACGACGCAUGCCAAGAGAGAUUUGGGCAAUUUGUUCUUGGGUGGUGUGAUUGGAUGGUCUUUUGCUUCUGCUACAAGCCUUGUGGCUGAUAAUUGAUAUUCAUUAAAUUGAUCAUAUGUACCUGGUUAGAAUAAUGUUCAUAAAGAGGAUCUUGCUUUCUAGUCGAUCAUGAGUUAAAUAAAAAGUAUGAGUU